AUGGCAGUGGUGGCACCACCGUCAAACGAUCGAAAGCGGGUCAAGGUCUAUGAAUUGAGAGAUAAUGACUGGUUUGAUAGAGGCACAGGCCUGUGCUCUGCCCAGGUCAUCGAUGAUGAACCGAGAAUCUACGUGGAGUCGGAGGAUGAGCCAGAUCAAACGUUGAUCGUGUGGACUGAGCCUGGUGGUACGGACAUGGCAUUGAGUUUUCAGGAAGCCGAGGGAUGUGCUGUUAUCUGGGAAUUCGUGAGCAACGUUCAGCGCCAAAUGCUUGCUUUCACUGGACCAGAUGAUUCCCUCUCCGAUGAUGCUCUCGAUUCCAGCUUCUCCAAUCCCAUAAUCCUGCCUGCCCCGGAGCUUGGUAACCUGGCUGAGAUUGAGCAACGAAUACGACAAGCCAGCAUCGGUCCUGGACGAGAUUCGCUCACCAAAUUUUUAGUCCGAGAAGAAUAUCUCCUUAAACUUCUACCGCUGGUCAGCGACGCUGAGGACUUGGAAAAACUCGUCGUGAGCGAUCAUGUUAUCAGUGGAGUCGUUGGCGCCCUUGAAUAUGACCCCGAUUUCCCAACCCAUAAAGCAAAUCAUCGUCAAUACCUUAACGAUCGCAGCCGAUACAAGGAGGUUGUUCCAAUCAAGGACCCUAUAAUUCUCCGCAAAAUCAGACACACCUGGAGGCUACAGUAUCUAAAGGAUGUUGUUCUCGCGCGAAUUCUCGAUGAUCCCACCUUUUCCGUGCUAAACUCCCUAAUAUUCUUCAACCAAGUCGAUAUCGUCCAGCACCUCCAAACCAACACGCCUUUCCUCAACGAACUUUUCUCUAUAUUCAACCCGAAAAACACAGACAACAAGAGAAAAGAAGAUGCUGUGCAGUUCCUUCACCAAUGCGCAGCCAUUGCAAAAAACCUCCAAGCCCCGGCCCGCGCCAACCUCUUCGCAAACUUCAUAGGCCAUGGCCUCUUCUCAGUCAUCGCCUUUGCUGUGAAACACCCCAACCCCGCCCUGCGAACCACUGGCAUUGACAUCUUGGUUACCCUACUGGACCACGACCCGCUCAUGAUUCGCGGAUACAUGCUGAAAGCUGUGAAUGAGCAUAAAGUGCCAUUAACAGAUACACUUAUAGAUUUGCUGCAUGCGGAGACGGACUUGGGUGUUAAAAACCAGCUGGCGGAUGCGAUUAAAGUUCUUUUGGAUCCACAAGUGCCCAUCCAGGAUCCGAUGAGUAGGGCUGGAGCAGAUUUCCUGACAAAACUGCGCUCACAGAAUCCAAUUCCCGAUACCUUCGUGCAGAACCACUUCGAUGAAUCUGCGAAAAGGCUCUUUUUGCCGUUGAAGAAGAUGGAGCCUAGGCAAUCGACAUUAUUUACGGUGUCGCGGAUUUAUGCAUGGGGAAUCGCUUACAUCCAGGGUGGCGCAAUUGUUAGCAGUACCGCAAAAACAUUUGAAAUUAAUUUACAUGAUACCUUUUACGUUGCCCAGAUGACCCACAACAACAUAUUCGAAUUAAUCCUAAACAUCGUCUAUGAAACCAUGCCACGCGACAGCCUGCUAAACUCCGCAUGUCUGGAUCUCUUCGAGUUCGUGAAGCGCGAAAAUAUCAAAACUAUAAUCGUCCACGUUGUCGAGAAUUAUAGAGAUAUUCUCAAGAACAUCACGUAUGUUGACACAUUCCAGAAUCUGAUAUUACGCUAUGAUCAACUACAGGGGUACGGAGUCGCGCCGGAUGUGACGUUGUUCAGCCAGGACGAAUCGGUGGGGACCCCGCGAAUGCUCAUCAAUGGUGGUCAGCGGUGGCAUGGUGUUAGGGAGAUGGAUGCCGCGGAGGAGGAGUACUUCGAUACCUCGGAUGAUGAGGAAGAUGAGGUAUGCUUCUCGUCUCGUGAACUUAAACAUGACGAAUGGGGGGGAGUUGGGGAAGAACAUGACAUGAGCGUCAAGUUCAGUCAGACGCGUUGUUAUCGUGAUGGGACAUCGGUACUCAUUGUCGAUUACCAACAGGACAAACCGCAGCGGAUGGAUGCCACGGCGGCGAAUGCGAAUGCGAAUGCGAACGUGAGCCCGCCGACAGCUAUCGCGGUUAACGGAUCUGCGUCGCCAAUUGUCAAACCCUUGGUCGAUUACCCGGACGAUGACGACGAGGAGGACGUAAUGGAUAUAAAUGUCCAAAGUCAGCAACCGCAACAUACAGAACUCCAACCGUCAGACUCGCUAGCCAGCUCCAUUGAGCAAUCGGAACAACUGCGACAGCAAACACAAACACAGUCCGAACCAACCUCAACGACGUCACCAGACCGUUCCGCCACCCUCAGCCCACGUUUCCCCCCUUACCGCUACACAGAAAAACGCCGGCGCGAAGAAGACGAUGACGACGAUGAACUCGUCAAGUUAUCCUCGGGCACGAAACGGCGGAGCUCAAGCCUUAGCAGCAUCGGCUCAUCGGGAAGCAUCGGAAUUGGUAUUAGUUCAUUGAGAAAGAAGAAGAGUUUCUCUGGCGUGGGGAAGAAUGAUGAACGCGAGCGUGAGAGUGGCAAUUAUGAUGAUGGGACAGGGUCAAUGAAAUCUGCAGCGGCGGCAACGACCGUGACGACGACAACAACAACAACGACAGGAACAGGAACAGGGACUGCUGGUGCUGGUGCUGGUGCUGGUGUUGGCGCGGUCGGGAAGAAGAUUUCGAUUAAUUUGAACUUGUCGACAUUGAAAGCUGGUCCGGCUGGGGCCAAGAAAAGAACUGUGGGAACGGGAACGGGACCCGAGGGUGGAGCCGGGACCGGACCCGGAACUCCGAAAGCGGGCAGGCCCACCGCAUCCACAUCCAUCACUGCUGGAGAUGAGAGCGAUGAUGGUGGUGGAGAUCAUGGAGGCCCCGAAGCCAGGGUCGAUACUAAAUAG
This is a messenger RNA of Histoplasma mississippiense, 2889 nucleotides long. RefSeq lists its product as hypothetical. Gene Ontology annotation, biological process: DNA damage response; protein dephosphorylation. The transcript has 9 exons. Gene Ontology annotation, cellular component: nucleoplasm; protein phosphatase 4 complex. The record is from RefSeq and is a predicted model, not a curated record. Lineage: Eukaryota; Fungi; Ascomycota; Eurotiomycetes; Onygenales; Ajellomycetaceae. Gene Ontology annotation, molecular function: protein phosphatase activator activity. The coding region runs from base 1 to 2889 and encodes 962 amino acids.